AUGGCAUCGAUCGGACGAGUGGUCAUCUCGGCGCUCUCGGGAACACAAGAGAUCACUGCUGGUCUCGCGAAUUUCAACUUCGACUUUUCUCUUGUGAAGGUGGCGGCACCUAAUGAAUACCAGAGUAUCGGACAACAUUUAUCGAAGAAGAGAAAGCUAAGCGCCGAAGAUGGGUCCAUUCACCGUACGGCACGCAAACUCGGUGCGCUGUUCGAAGCGAGUCUACCUGACAUUCCCAGCCUAAUCCGCGCAUACGGCCUGCGCGCGUCUGAGGUAACCGAAAACCCUGAACACAAAUUAUCGGAAGAACGUAGACGCGGACCUUUGGACGAACAUGUCGGCCUUGAUGGCAGAGCACAUUGGGCGGCGGCGACUUCUGGGCCUAGCGCACUCGCUGUGCUGCUGCUUGCUUGCAUGAUCGCGAGAUCGUUUACGAAAAGUACUGAAGCAGUGGCCCUCUGGAGCGAAAUCGUAGCUACGCGCAAAAUACUCCUCCAAGAGCAGUUGAGUGGACCCAGUAUUCACAUUAAUUCUUUGACUGCAUCGCAAGUGGAGAUCACACGCGAAGCAUUGGCUGAGUGGGAUGCAAGCGCUAGAUCAUGGCUCAGUAUGGCUGAUAAAUCCAUGUCUCGGCAGCAAUUCAAGCUCAUGGUCAUCAUCGAUAAUCUUGAUUUGACUGUACGUUCGUCUCUCACCGCUUACGAGAAUGUCAUGGAGGUUUGGGUAGAUGCUAUGACGACUGUUGACAAGCUCAUUUCGGGUGUACCUCUUCGCAUGCAAAAGCCUGGUGUUCUCAUCGGUUUGUCCUCAUGGCAUCUUUAUCCUGAUAUAUCCGUCCUGGACUAUGAGCAAAAACUCUUAAAACUCGAUGAUCAUCUCAUCCGGGCUGGCGGUUUACUGACUAUCGGAAUGCGAUCAAUCAGUCCCAAGAUAACCGAAGGCAUCAACUGGACAAUGCCCUUGAAAGACCUUCGUUAUUACGGAAAGGCACCUCUCACCAAGGGUGUGGUCAACACAUCUUCAAGCUACGUUACUUUCGAUGUGUUUAUCAGAGUAGCGAUUGGGAGCAUGAUCAGUCAGUGGAGCAAAAAUUCAAGUGGUCUCGAGUCGAUAUUCGCCUUUCUCGCCGCUUUUGGAAAGGCCGUCACUGCGCCUAAAGUUGCUACUGCCAAACAGACGAUGGAUCAAGAAGUCAUGGAUGGGCUUGCAUUUAACAUCAAGAGCUUAGAAGACAAAGAGCUGGACGGUUCGGACAACAAGGAGCUGAAUGGCAACAUGGACACGGACCUUAGCGACAAAGUCUUUUGGUCAAAAACAAUAACCGAUGUAGCAGACUCAUAUCCUCGAGGUAAUGACUACUACAAAAAGGAAGUUGAGCAAAGCGUUGAGUUAGGGAUACGGAGAUUCUCAAAUUUCUUUGCUCCGAAGCGAGAGCACUCACAUCCAGGCUUUGGACUGUGUACCAUUCAGACACUGCUCGAUAUGAUGAGUCCUGAAGGUACAAUUCCAGCCUUGCGAGCGUUGACGGCAAGCAAUUAUCCCACCUUGGAUCUGAAGCGCGCUGUUCUGCUUCACAAAGGCGAUGACUGGUCUGAGAUCAUCGAUCUAUCUUCCUUCAAGAACCCCCGCAAACCUGAGCUUUCUUACCGUAGAUGGGUCAUACUACACGACAGCGAGACAGAUAAAUCGACUGAGAAUAAGCUCCCCUGGCAACUCAGAAUGACACAUUACCGGAAUAAAGACUCAAACUCGCCAUAUGAUCAUGGAACGGCCGACAUCUCACGUGCGGUCCAUAUCUUGAAGGAUUUGAAAGAGUCAUGCGGAUUCGUAACGUCUUCACAAACUGUCAGUGUACAGCCGACACGUUGGAAUGCGUACGACUUGUUCUCUUGGGCCAAGGAAACAGAGGAGGAGUUAGAGAAUAUAGGUCGCGGCUUACUCGUCGAGAAACACACCCCAUUCUGGCUCAGAUCGGAUUACAAUCGAGUCUGGAAUUCCCCAUCGCAAUCUCUGUUCCUGUUUCUACCUGUCAUUGCGGCGGGAACCUUUUCAGCAGCCAUAGAUGUUCCUCUUGAUUUCCUUACUGGUAUCCUAGAUCAGGGACUUCUUCCUGGUUCUGCCCUUCGGCGUUACAUGAUGCAUCUCCCCUGGCACGAAAGCAAUAAGCAGACUUUCACUUACUUUCGAUCACUGACCGUCCUGAAUAGCGUGUCGACUCUUUACGAAACUCUCCAGGGCGCUCUUGUGAAUCUCUCGGUGCUCUCGAUGCCGCUCCGGGACAUGAAAUGGCGGACUGAACGCUUCGAAUCAUUGGACCCGCCACAAGCGCUUUCCUGUAUUUCCACAUUUGCUACCGGGUACCAUAAUCUUGAUCCAUCUAUAUUCUCCGGAAUUAUUGGUCUUUCCUAUAACAAUGCGUUAUACAUGAGAGAAUUUCUUCUCAAUGACCCUUGGCAAAACUUUCGCCCCGGAAAAUCGGAGCAAACCCUUUGUUGUUUGGUCGGGACGAUAGAUCACCCUGGACUGUCACUACUUGUGCCCGUCGCAGAGACUAUGCGGAGCGAGCCUGAUCUGGAAUCUUGGAAAUUGAUCAACCAUCAUGACUUCGAUGGCAGAGUCGAGGACAAUUUCUCAGGUACAGCCCUGCAACUGUGCCUGACCGGAUACGUACAGCCGAUUGAUACGGGUGAGCACGGAACACGCGAUAAAGACACCUUCUUUGUAGAGACCGUGAUAUCCGUUCACGAACGAGGGAGUUGGAUUGCGGACAUCAAUGUUCUUUCACUGUCCCCACAGGAUGGAGACCAAGACGCGGAUGAUGACGAGAAUGAUGAGCGAACUUUGAAUAUCAGCCUUCCAGAAUCAUGCACGCAUUCUGCAAUAGAACGCAGUCUGAGGGAACUUUCGUGCCGCCUUCGAUCUGUAGACAAUUGGACCGAAUUCUUGGACCUACCUUCAGACCUGUGCAUCGUCCUCGAUGCGAUCUAUACGCAUACAUCUACUUUCAUGUCGCGGACGGAGUGGAGAGAGGGGCCCCUUUCCCAACUUGAACCCACGUAUCUGCAAGAUCUCUUAUAUCGCGCAAGUCCGAUAUCGACAAUCCUUGAGCAACUUGAUACCACUCAAGUCAAUGCUAAGAACGCUGCACUCGUCAUCGUGGAGAGGGCGCUCGCACAGCUUGCGACGGUCAUCGAAUCCCUGGACGACUGGUAUGUCAAAGUGCGCUCCGAGAACUUUGAUUUCUCAGCCUUCCAGAGCUCUGAUGAAGUUUGUGAUCCGCGAAUGCGGUUUCCUAACCUCACUACCGCCAACUGCAUGUCACAUUUCUGGGCCUUCAAAAUCCUUUGUAUUUCCGAAAUAGCCUAUCUCAAAUGGCAAUAUCCUGGACUAGCUGCCAAGGUUGUCGACUUUGGAAGCGACACCCUGGACAGCGAGUCAUAUCCCAACGAGGUCAAAUGCAUGUCGAACUGGAUCAUGGGGAGCACGGAGUACUUGACUCAGGAUUACAUGAAGCUGUUUGGUGUCCUCUCUACCUACUUCCCGGUACAUACGGUGUUCGCAACGCUUCUACGCUAUGAGCGCAUUACAAAGAACCCUUCAUUGUUGAACGCGUUUGCCGGUCAGCACAGAUCACUCAUCAAGACGCUUAUGGAGCUUGGCUGUAUCUCUCCGUUGGUAUCCCAUCUCUCGGAUUAUGAUGGCCCACAAGUCUCGCUAGUCUAA
Molecule: messenger RNA, 3723 nt
Organism: Didymosphaeria variabile
Lineage: Eukaryota; Fungi; Ascomycota; Dothideomycetes; Pleosporales; Didymosphaeriaceae
Exons: 3
Coding region: 1-3723 (1240 amino acids)
Source: RefSeq, a predicted model, not a curated record